GGAGAGACUCGAUGAUAUAAAAGUUCUGCACACGUUUUUGCCACAUAAUUCAUUUACAACUCACCAGAAGCUAAAAAUAGAACGGUUCUGAACUCCUGAAUAUUUUACUCGUGUGUUAAUCCCAGCAGGAACUCGAAGAUAAAAAAAAUCAGAAGUAUAUGGCUCCGAAUUCUCGGUCCUGUAUAUUAUUAAAUCUUUGUGAAACCGUUAUAACUUUAAUCAGGUUACCACUAGUGCAAGUAUGCUCUGAUCUGACACUCUUGAGUAUGAACAUAAAUCCUCAAUAUAUUGUCUGAUUUAUAUUGAAAUAGAACUGUCACACUUGGUCAUUUGCAAGACAGUAGCAUUAUAUUGCUUGAUUUCAGGCAUUUAGACAGAAGAAUUACUAGUAGUUUGAUUUUAUGGUUUUUAAAAUCAUAGUUGUCGGAGAGCACUGUAAAAUUAUAUUGUUUGACAAUGUAAGUCUAGUGUACAUAUACUUCAAUCAACAGACUGGUACUAAUUAGGCAUAUAGUUCAGUGUGAGGUGCAUUAACAAACAGUUUACGCUUACAUUUCUUCAGUUACAUUGUAUCUCAUUUGUGCAUCCAGUCCCCUCAGUUACAUUAGAGAUUUGAGUUUCUUUAAUCUGCUAAAUAGAUUUUAAAAUAGCCUUACCUGCUAUUGUUUGUAGUUUGAAGCAUUAAACUCUUUUCUACAAGAACUUCACCAGAUAAUAUUGUACUUUUUGUUCUUCUAUAGUACGUCAGAGGCAGAAAUUCGAAAUUAACCUACCUGCUAUUUUUAGGAGCAGGAAGGCAAUCUUCCAGCUAAACAGUAAAUUGUCUUCCAGCUAUGUAGCUAGUAGCCGGGAACAAAAUCUUCAUCUCAGCCGUUGCAGCAAAAAGUAGCCGGAAGCUGAUGUCUGGUUAAAAUGUCCCUGGCCAUCAAUGACCAGGGACCAGGACGCAAUAAAUAUUAGCUUUACUUUGUUAUUGUGUAUUGUAGUUGAAAGUAUAAUACACCCUCAUGUAAUUGAAUUAUCUGUGUAGCUUUACAGGGGUUGUUAAAGAUACGAGUUUUGCUAGUGCUAAACUAAAUUGUGAUUUUGCUAGGUAAUCUAUAAUAUUUAGUGUUGAUCAAGAGCGUUGUUAUGAUAGGCCUGGAUGGCUGAUUAAAUUUUGUUUUGAUCAUUGGGUGUUGCUUUUGACCUUGUCCUUUGUGUAUGCUAUAUUAGCAUGCCUGCUUAUGCUGUUCAGCUAAUGUGCAUGGUGCAAUUUGUGAGAAUUUCUAUAUAUGCGAGACCUCUGUUGACUUUUGCAUUUUUACUUGAAACCAAUUUCUUAGAUGGCAAGUAGUAUCACUGAUGAGCUCUAUUCCGACAUUUUGGAGCAGUCAAGUGCUGUGAUGGGUUCGAAGUCGACUUCUGUAGCUAAUCAUUUGAAUUCAAGUGAUUGUCUGGGAGAUGUGUUGUGGAAUGAAGAUGGAUCGUCAUGGAAUGGUUCUGACAACGAUGUAGAAAAACCAUCUGAUAUGGAUAGGGAAUGGUGGAGGAGGAGAGACCAAUUCCAUACAAUAGGGUACAGAGAUGGUCUCAUUGCUGGGAAAGAAGCUUCUGCACAAGAAGGAUUCAAUACUGGCUUCAGUGAAUCCGUGUUUGUUGGAUACAAGUGGGGUCUUGUUAGAGGUGUAACCAGUGCUCUAGCUAGCCUUCCUGGUGCAGCAGGGAAAAUGUUGGUAAAAUCCGAGGAAAAGCAAAAUAAAUUUCUUCAACUGCACAAGUCUGUCGAUUCUAUAUCUACCUCUGAUGCACUAAAGCUCUUCCGUGAUGAUAAGUGCAACAAAUUGGAGAAAGAAAGAGCGCCUGCCGUGCCCACUUCACAAAAGGACAAAGAGCCUGUUGCAGGUUCAAAUGACAACCUCUUAGAAACUCUUUUUGAAGAUAUUGAGGCACUAAUUUUUGGAUCUCCUGCUUUAGAAGUAAAUCUUGAGACAUCCAAGUAGAUACUUUGUAGCUCUUCAUAGUACUGUACAAAUUGGGUUUGGGUUGAUGUUUUUUUAAUAUAUUCAUGGCUUGUUGAAUAUGUUGUAUUUGAACAGUCAAAUUUUCGAUGUUCGCCUAGAGCAUAUAAUUCAAUAUAUACAUAUUGAAGUGUAGGCUAUUUAUGGUUCAAAA
Molecule: messenger RNA, 2154 nt
Organism: Daucus carota subsp. sativus
Lineage: Eukaryota; Viridiplantae; Streptophyta; Magnoliopsida; Apiales; Apiaceae
Product: protein yae1
Exons: 4
Coding region: 1326-1982 (218 amino acids)
Source: RefSeq, a predicted model, not a curated record